CGCUUCCGACCGCCAUUACAUUGCAAUGCGUGGUGGGCUGGACCAUCGUGCGAGAAAAAAAAAAAUGCUAUACAGCGGCGCUUGGCGUAAAGCAAACAGCACAGAGGGUGAGGAUGACACACUCGGGCUACAGCUACACGCACGCUUAUGUACCGAUAGCCUAUAAUAACACGCUCCGGGAGAUAAACAACGAGGAAAAGGAGUCGCCGCUGACGAAAACGUGCACAUUGUUUGAGGAUUUAAAUCAAUAAUCAAAUCAUUUCCCGAGAAGGAGGAAUAUUCGCUUUUAAAUGUCAUGGUGGUUUAUAGAGAAAACCAAUCUGCAUCAUGCAAAAUAUUCUUUAUGUCAAUGAUCGGCGCCAGACAAUGACUGCCACUUCUGCUUUAACUGUGCAUUUAAAAAGAAAAAAUCUGAUAUUUUUUUUGUGCACCACUGAGGCUGUUGUGGCCGCGAGAGGACGUUUCGUAAUGAUAUAAAACUGAAAGGAAGGAAGGAAGGAUUUUUUUUCAAACCUCGGUCUACAGAAGCCUCCUUGUCGUUUUCCUGGUGGUGGAGUAUAAGAAUAGUUUUUUUUUUUUUUUCUUGUCUGAACGCUUUUGACUCGUGCCUCGGGGUUACACGGGAACCCGCUCGACUUCGUCCGCCCUGCCACAGAGGAGCACCGGGGGCUUUUCUUUCUCAGCGACCCUUCGUCUGCGGUCCGUUUAAUUGAAGAGCAACAGAGGGGAUUACACAUUCCUGUUCGCAGCGGCUGUUUUGUGUGAGGCAGACUAGCUUGCAUUGUGAGAGGAACGGUUGUGGUAAGAAAGAAGGCUAAAAAUAGCGCAUGCAAUUCUCGAAAACUAUCACAAGUGGUGCAUCAGCUCGUGGAGCAGACGGAAUCAGAUAUCCUGCAUGUAAGGUCUCGGCUUUAAGUGAAUUGUUUAGCAGAGCGGCGAGCGUGUGAUAUAAAUAUAUUUUUUAAAAGAAGUUUCGACUCUUAAAUUUGCCUUUUUUUUGGGAACUGUACCUCGGCGCCGAAGAAAAGGAGUCGUUUCCCCCAAUGGAAUAUGCUCAUUUAAUGCUGAAACUAUCAGCGGAAAGAUUGAUAUGGAAACAGGCUGAUCUUCCUGUCUGUUUUGAGUGAAAUGGAUACAUUUGUGUGCGCUCCGUCUUUGACAAUGCUCGCAUUUGGAACCGCCUGACCUGGUUUGUAAUAAUGUUUUGAUUGCCCACACACGCUUGGAUUUACAUUAGCCUACAACGUUAUAUCCGCUGGGGCUUCAUGGAUACAUUCUGCACUUCUUUUUAAAUACGCCCAUUCCUCUGCCUGACCAUCCCGAGUCUAUUAUCUGGACCUCUUGUGAGGUUUAUAAGCCUGCCUGUUUUGGCAGACUCGUACGGGAACCGAUUUGUCAGCCCUGCUCGGUGUUUGAUACCGAUGUAGGAUUUCGACAUGCCCAGCGCUGACGACCCCAACGGCGGACGAUUAUGACUACAACAGCGAAUUGGGUGGCUAACGGGGCAAGCCUUGAGGACUGCCACUCCAACAUCUUCUCUCUGGCGGAGUUAACGGGCAUUAAAUGGCGUUGCUACAGCUUUCGCGGCAGCGGAGAAUAUGGGCCGGUGAUCUCGGCCCCGGCCCAGGACGACCCAGUUCUGCGCAGCUUCAUGCGCUGUGUGCAAGCCAACCUGUUGUGUGUAUGGCGACGCAAAAUCAAACCGGACGCGAAGGAGCUGUGGAUCUUCUGGUGGGGUGAAGAGCCCAACCUCUCGGAUGUCAUCCAUCAUGAGCUGGAAGUGGCGGAGGAGGGGCUCUGGGAGUGCGGGCUGUCCUACGAGUGCAGGACCCUCCUGUUCAAGGCCAUACACAACCUGCUGGAAAGAUGUUUGAUGGAUAAGGGAUUUGUGAGGAUUGGGAAGUGGUUCUUUAAGCCACACGAACUGGAAGAAAAGUCUUUGGGCAACAGUGAACACCUAUCAUGCUCCUUCUCCUUCUUCCUCCACGGGGAGAGCAACGUGUGCACGAGUGUGGAGAUCGCUCAGCACCAGCCUGCAUACCACAUCACAGAACACCACAUCCGCCUCGCACAGACCUCCAUCUCGCCAGUACAAGUGAUCCUAAGUCCAUACGGCCUGAGCGGCACUCUAACAGGACAGGCUUACAAAAUGAGUGACCCAGCGGCACGGAAGCUGAUGGAGGAGUGGAGCUACUUCUACCCUAUAGUACUUCAGCAGAAACAGGGAAUUGGGGAAAAGGAAAAAGAAGAAGCAAGCCAAGCCUACAAUCGAAACUGUCACGCGGCACUGGAGGUCAUUGUAGGUGGAGUAAGGAUGACCUACCCAGCUGCCUUAGUGCUGAUAGCCCAGGGGGACCUACCAGUGGAGCAGCCUCCACCUGUUCCUGCAGCUCAGGGCCUCAGCAGGGAACCAAACCUCUGCAGUGUGCCGCUAACACCGCCAACGUCACCGCAGCAGCCCUGCUCAGCGGACAGCGGCUUUGUGACCUCCGUCUCCAGUGUCCCCGCAUCGGACAGCAACAUGGGGGUUGCCAGCAUCAGCCCAAAGCAUUCUGCGAAGAAGCUAACCCGUCAGGUAGUCCAUCAGGCCUGGAGGGAGUGCUAUCUCAACCAGCCUCAGCACGUAUCAAAUUCGCCAAGUGACGUGACGCCUAAGAAGGAAGUGCCAAAUGGAGUAACCACGUGGGACUUUAAAGAUCUGGGAGCAAGAGCAUCCUGCAGCUGCUCCAGAUUGAAGCAGCAGAAGUUGAAUCUGACCACCACAUCCACUGCCAACCCCCAGACUAGUGCCAACCCCACUCAGUCCUCUGGGCCGUCAUUAUACCCUCCCUCGCUGCCCAAACAUAAGACCAGUGAUAAGACAGAAAAGGCUGACAAACAGUCCAAGAGGCCAGCCAUGAUCCCCUUCCACCACCGUCUGUCAGUCACACAGGAGACCUCUCUGGAACAGGAUUCCUCCGGAGGGCCCCAGCUCGGGGGUCUUGUGGCUCUGGAGCCAUCCUUGGAGCCUCUGGCCACUCUGUCAAGUUGCAAGUAUCCCAAAUCUCUCUCCAAUGGCAGAAAAGCCCCUGAAUCCCUUCUCCAUUCACCAAUGUCUCCACUUCCGCCCACACUCAGCCCACACCCACGAGUGCAGGACCCAGAGGUCUUAGAUGGACCUCUGGAUAUGCCUGUCUGUCAAGAUGGGGCUUCAGGGUUGGGGUUGAUUACCAGCGAGACAGCUGUGUAUACAGCUCUGCUUAAGCAGAGAGGAAAUGGAGCCAGCUGGUGGAGAGGCUUCAGGACUCCCAGGACUAAUAAGACGGACUACAGACCCUGUGAACUCCCUGCUGAUAAAUUAGAGGAAGUCAAGACUGAGACAGCAACUGAGGAAACUCCGCUAAAGAGACUAUACACACAGACGCACAAGAGAUUUAAAAUCUCAGAGGAUAGGUUGAGGGACCACAUCCACACUUUAGGCCUGUUUCAGCAGCCAGGUGUGGAGGCACUGCGGGAGCCUGGGGAUGAUCCCUAUGACUUUAAGGAAGGAGACAUUGAGUACACUUUCUCCUCUUCCAAGAGGUUAAAGGCUCAAGGACGAGAGCCCAGCAAAAAGGCCAAGGGAGAAGAAAUCACCAGCAAUGGAGCACUGUCGGAUGGGAAAGAUGCAAUGUCCAUUUUUAACUCAGCUCCAAAAUCAGAUGAAUCAGGUCAGGAUGACGGAGCUGCCAAAGCCAACCCUUCUCUGACCAGAGAAAAAGAUCUGGUGGUCAACAUCUCUGAUCUAGACAACAUAUUUGAUGAAGAUGAGGAAGAGUUGGGGACUGUUUACCCCAACCAGCACUCAACCAAACUACCAGUAUCAACAGAAGAUCGCCCUCUGGGGAAAGAAGGGAGAGCUGCAGUUCCUUAUCCAUCAAUAGCAGACCUUCAGAGGAUGUUUCCCACCCCACCUUCUUUAGAGCAACACCCAGCCUUCUCUCCCAUCAUGACGUAUCGUGACACCCCGAGCCAAGAGCCCCCAGCGCCCAGCGGAGCGGCAGACCACCUGCUGCCUUUAGCCUCCACCCAGUUUAUUGAAUACAGGAUGGACAUUGAGGAGGGCAUGGCCAGUCCCAGGCAGGAGGAUAUCAAACCACAAAUAGGCUCCUCCAUGUUUGGUCCAUUCUUCUGCCUACCAAGCCAGAGUCUACCACCACUCAAGAUUCCUGAGCAAUGCUAUUAUCGUCCAUCCUGGGCCCUCAUGCCCAAAAUGGAGCAUUUCCCAGUCAUGCAUCCCCAAAAUGCUACUUUCCUUAGAGACGGAUACACAAACAUGCCUAGUGUCAACACCCUCACGGACCAGGAGUAUGGCCAGAUGAAUGCCACCACUGCCUCUGUGGGUACCACUGCUGGGAUCCUCCCAUCUCCUGCCACACCCCGCUUUUCUGUCCCCACUCCACGAACACCUCGUACACCACGGGGUAUUAACGCUGCAAGCUCUGGGCAGGGUUCGGUGAAGCAGGAUGGUACUGAGCUCAGCUCACCAGUCUCCACGCCUUCCACUAGCCUGCCUCUUAGCUCUGUGGAGCCCCUAGCUCGACCAGGACCCUCCCUGCCUGAGGCCCACAGCCUGUACGCCAUCCUCCUGCUCUCAGACUCCGUCCUCAAUGUCUUCAAGGAUCGGAACUUUGACAGUUGCUGUAUCUGUGCCUGCAAUAUGAAUGUCAAAGGUGCAGAUGUGGGGGUUUAUAUCCCUGAUUCCACUUGUGAAGAUCAGUACCGCUGUAUGUGUGGCUUCAGUGCUAUUGUGAACAGGCGGCUGGCCCAUGGCACAGGCCUCUUUCUGGAAGAUGAGCUGGAUAUUUACGGUCGGACUUCUGAGGUAGGCCGGGCGGCCGAGAGGAGGCUGGCUCUUUGCCGGCGGGACCCAGCUAUCGGUGACCCCAGGGCCAAGCGGCCGCAGGACGCUGCCCCUACCUCUCCGUUAGUCAUGAUCCUUCUGCAGGAGCACUGCUCCCAACCAAUUUCUUCCCUGGCGUCACUGCAUCUCCCCCUCAGCUGUUCCUGUCAUGGCCGCAAGGGGGCACUGCUUCAAAGCUGGAUGUCUGAAAAGCAGUGGGCAGAUGGAAGUGAUGCUUGUGUGGACUGUUACAAUGCCUUGGAACAGGGACUGCAGUAUGUGGAUAACCACACAGGAGGGAAAGUAGAUCCAGCUGUUGUUAGAAGUACCGCACUUCACUCCUGGCCACACACAAAUGUGGUGGACAUGAACAUGUUGUCGUCCCAGGAUAUGGUCCGUAUACUGCUGUCUCUGCAGCCUUUCCUGCAGGAUGCUAUCCAGAAGAAGAGAACAGGACGAACCUGGGAAAACAUCCAGCAUGUUCAGGGUCCACUCACCUGGCAGCAGUUCCAUAAGAUGGCCGGGAGAGGCUCCUACGGUUCGGAGGAGUCACCAGAGCCCUUGCCCAUUCCUACUGUGUUACUGGGCUAUGACCGGGAGAGGGAGUUCUUGGCAUUGUCCCCUUUGGCGUUAACUUUUUGGGAGAAGUUGCUGCUGGAGCCUUAUGGCGGGCAGCGGGAUGUGGCAUAUGUAGUACUGUGUCCCAAUAGCCCCUCUCUGCUGGCCGCAGCCCGAGCCUUCUUCCAGGAGCUCAGUGCUGUUUACGAGACGUGCCGUCUAGGGAAGCACCGUCCUCUAGCCCAGGUGUCCAGGGAUGGCCUUGUGCAUGUGGGGGAAGAAGUGGAGCCAGAAAAGCUGGAGGAGCUGGAUGUGGACCAGUGGGUGACUGGACCCUGGGUUGGACAGCAGCACACGGACAACCUCAGCAAACUUAAACUUUACGCUUACGCCUGCAAGCAGCAGCUUGGUCCCCGGCUGUCAGUCUUACCUUUGGACAGCAAUCUUCUGUUGCCUCCCAAAGUCCAGGCUCCCUUAAACCCUGCAUCCUCAACCCAGCCCACCUCAUCCGGGCAGCCUCAAGCUUGGGGCCCUGAUGGUGAACAAGCUCCGGGGACUGUCAGUUCAGGAAACGCUUCGACAACCCAAGGGGCAAGCAGCGACAUUAAAGGGCCUUCCAGUGCAACACCAUCAACCAACACACCAGCAGAAACCCCUGAACUCACUGCUGAGCAGUCUAGGAUCGGCAUCCCCACUGUGGGUGACUCAAUGGAGAGCCAUGCCAACCCACCAGCAAUUGUUAUUUAUAUUGUGGAUGCUUUUCUGUGCUCAAGUGGAGCGAGAAAUGAAGGGGGAGAGGAAGAAGAGGUUGACGAGGUAGAGGCCAGCAGCAUUUGGCUAUUAGGGCUUCUUCGCUGCUAUACAGAGAUGCUACAGACUUUGCCGGAGACAAUAAGACCGGCACUGGUGCUACAGGUGGUGCCAUGCCAAUACCUUCUUCAGCCGGCCAGUGGGGAGAGCCAUUUCUACCUGCAACAGCUGCGCUCCCUGUCCUUCUCCUGUUACUCCCAAUGCAGACGUCUGCUGCCCCAACAAACACACAUCAAGUCCUUGACUGGCUUUGGACCGGUUUCCACUGUCAAUGCUGUACUUAAGAGUCCAGAACAUCCCAGCCCACUGCAGCUGUACACUCCCCCAUUUAUCCUUGGUCCAACCCGUCCGAAGCAGCCAGAAGCAGGCGAGAUAUGGGCAGAGCUUCCUGCCAAAUAUAAUGUGCUCUUUGUUGGAUACUGCUUAUCACACGAUCAGCGCUGGAUCCUGGUGUCCUGCACCGACCAGCAGGGGGAGCUCCUGGAGACCAGCAUUAUCAACAUAGAUGUACCCAACAGAUUGCGGCGUCCCAAAGUUUCAGCCAGGAAGAUGGGACUACAGAAGCUGUUGGAAUGGUGUAUUGGCAUCAUCCAGAUGACCUCACUGCCAUGGAGGAUUGUGAUUGGUCGAUUAGGCAGACUGGGGCACGGGGAGCUGAAAGACUGGAGCUCACUCCUUGGGGAGCAUUCCCUCCAUUCAAUAGGACGCCAGCUGAGGGAGGCUUGUCGUAUGUGUGGGAUAUCAGCUGCUGACUCUCCCAGCAUCCUCAGUGCCUGCCUGGUAGCCAUGGAGCCACAAGGUUCCUUUGUGAUCAUGCCUGAUGCAGUCACCAUGGGCUCAGUGUUUGGCCGCAGCACUGCUCUGAACUUGCAGACCUCGCAGCUGAACACUCCUCAGGAUGCUUCCUGUACACACAUCCUAGUCUUCCCAACUUCUGCCACCACCCAGCUGGCACCCAGCUCCUACCCUACCGAGGACAAUAAUGACGACAUGUUCGAUCUGCCCUUUCCUGAUGAACUGGAGAACGACAUUGGCCAUGACAUGAUGCUGAUAACAGGGAACCUCCACCCUUCCCCCAACACCUCUCCUGUGCCAUCGCCGGGCUCCCCAUCCGGGAUGGGAAUAGGAUCACAUUUCCAGCACACCAAGAGCCAGGGAGAGCGCCUACUGUCCAGGGACAGUCCACCAGAAGAGCUGAAGCAGCAACCGCUGGCUUUGGGCUACUAUGUCUCCACUGCACAGGCAAAUGGACUUCCUCACUGGUUCUGGGCCUCCUGCCCGCAGGCUGAGAGCCAGUGUCCACUCUUCCUCAAGGCCUCCCUCCACCACCACAUCUCCAUAGCCCAGUCUGAUGAGCUGGUGUCAGACAAGACUAAGAGGAACCCUCACCCCUUAGACUCAAAGACCACCUCUGAUGUGCUCAGGUUUGUAUUGGAGCAGUACAACGCCCUCUCCUGGUUGACGUGCACCCCUGCCACCCAAGAUCGCCAGUCCUGCCUGCCUGUCCACUUGGCUGUACUGAUCCAAAUGUACAAUGCCAUCCUGAACAUGCUUUAGCUGUGAACUACUUCAAGGAAAACUCUAGGGGACUGAUGGUUACCUUCAUUUCCUCUGUGCCUACGCUUUCUUCUUCUGGGCACCAGAGAGCACCAGAGCUCUUCUGUUGCUUCGGGUAGACGUGGAUAAAGGACAGAGCAUGUCAGACCUCCCCAUGCCUGGAAUGUAUAGAGUAAGAAGAGUGAAAAGCUCCAAACAGAACUUUAACUUUCACUUGUAAACUGCGUCACCCUGCAAACCCAGUACUUUUGGUACCUUCACAACUGGUCCUGUGCCAGUUAUUUACAGGUACUCUCUGUGGGGGCAAAACAGAUGGAUCCAUCCAACUAUGCCCAUUUUAUUGACAUAUCACACUGUUAACUUUCUCCUGAUCAAAAUAGCAUCGUAUCCCACUUGGGCUACACCUCUUAGUGGAAUUUGAAGUAUCUGACAUUUACAGAGAAGAAUCUCUUUACACCUUCACCUGUGAAAUGGGACGUCUGUGCAGGGCCACAUCCACUAAUUCCAAUUUGUAAAACCAGCAAAGUGGCAUGACAACACAAACACAUAGCUUUGUUAUAUUAAUGACGCUUUUACAUUUUUGUAUAGAACUGCACAUUUGAGCUUCAUUGGAUUUGCAGUCGGUCAAUUCAUCUUUUCUCUUUACUCUGAAAGGGGUAGACAGUCCUCAUUUACUCCACAGGGGGAGCAUUUGUUAAUGGCACUUGUUCCCUCACCUUCCAAAGUGUUGUAGAUAUGAACACAAUGGAAAAUAUUUGACCCAUUAAGACAGAAGUGUUGUUUAUAAUGUAAGACAUACAUUUGCAAAGAAUUGAGACUUAUUUUUUAAUAUUUAAAAUGAAAAAAUGAUAAACUUAAACAAGGCCUUUUUCCCAAUUGACUGUUAAUUGUCUUGGGAACUGAAAUUU
Etheostoma spectabile (orangethroat darter) is the source of this 8694-nucleotide messenger RNA. RefSeq names its product mediator of RNA polymerase II transcription subunit 13-like. The record is from RefSeq and is a predicted model, not a curated record. The coding region runs from base 1472 to 7786 and encodes 2104 amino acids. Gene Ontology annotation, molecular function: transcription coregulator activity. Lineage: Eukaryota; Metazoa; Chordata; Actinopteri; Perciformes; Percidae. Gene Ontology annotation, biological process: regulation of transcription by RNA polymerase II. The transcript has 31 exons. Gene Ontology annotation, cellular component: mediator complex.